Molecule: messenger RNA, 831 nt
Organism: Perognathus longimembris pacificus (Pacific pocket mouse)
Lineage: Eukaryota; Metazoa; Chordata; Mammalia; Rodentia; Heteromyidae
Product: CD109 antigen-like
Exons: 5
Coding region: 34-432 (132 amino acids)
Cellular component (GO): extracellular region
Source: RefSeq, a predicted model, not a curated record
UGCACAAGGUUUCUGGGUCCGGAGAGAAGCGGCAUGGCCCUCAUGGCAGUGGACCUUCUCAGUGGCUUUACGGUGCCCUCAGACGCCAUCCCCCUGAGCGACAGCGUGAAGAAAGUGGAGCAGGAGCACGGGAGGCUCAACCUGUACUUGGACUCGGUGAAUGAUACCCAGUUUUGUGUUGAUAUUCCUUCUGUGAGAAAGUUUAAAGUUUCGAAUACCCAAGAUGCUUCUGUAUCCAUUGUGGAUUAUUAUGAACCAAGGCGGCAGGCGGUGAGAAGUUACAACUCCAAGGUGAAGCUGGAUUACUGUGACAUCUGCGGAGACUCCGAGGGCUGUGGUCACUGUGUGAAGACUUCCAGCGGCCCUGGCCACUUUCCCGCCUUCUUCCUGCUCUCCGCCACGCUUCUCUGCUCUUUACACCACGGGCUGUGACUUAUUGUCUAAGAACUCUGUGUCACACAACAUCUCCAGAGGUCACAUGGGAUUGUUUGGGCUUUCGUAAUUGAAUCCUGCCUCUAUUUUGAGAAACACUUGCUUUUUCCACACCAAGUCCUCAUUUGUAGCAUCGCAGAUGUUUUUUUUUUGUUUGUUUGUUUUUUUGGCUAUCUGAUCGUUACGUGGAGGAACGCACAUCAGAAUGACGGCAGUCGCAUAUUUUUAUUCUUAGUUCUCCCUCUUCAAAUCUUUUAGGAUUAUUUUUUGAGGGGAAGUUUGGGACAUGUUUGUUUUUCUCUUUCCAAGUGAAAGUAUUUUAGAUUCUUCUUUUCAGUUUGUCGAAGACAUGACCUAGUUGCUGAAACUGUUGUGCUUCGCCAUAGUAUGAAGGCUGGG